UGCGCAGACUCAAACACUUUGAUGUGAGCGACAACUUCAGCGCGAGCGUCAGUCGCUCACAACAGCCCGCAUCACUAAUUAUCACCAUCACCACUAUCACCAGCACCAUCAGCAGGAGGAGGAGCAGCAGGAGGACCAGUGUGAUGAAGCAGCGGAGGAGCCUCCUGCUCUGAGCCACUGGAACAGCCGUGAGAGGACAACGGAAAACUUUGCCACUGCUGAAGUAAUACACUGUACCCCUAACGGAUGACUGAGGUGAUGAGCUCUCUGGAACCAGAGGCGGAGGACUUCAGCGGGGUUGGAACAGGAGGCGAUCAAGGCACUAUCUUUCCUGAUUCCCACGAAAGGUAUCCCAAAUUGUCCAAAAGGCUUCCUUCCAUCGUAGUGGAGCCUACGGAUGGAGCCCAGGUGGAGAGCGGUGAGCUCCGCUGGCCACCAGAUGAGCCGAGCUCCCCAGAUACCCAACCUGAGAGGCAGAGUGCAAUGGAACAAGAUUAUAUGCAUUCGGAUGUGGGCGGGGCUGACAGCAGCCAGGAAGUUUCAGGGACAGAGACACAGGAAUCCAAGUGAAAGCAUGACCCAGUCUUGAAAAAUCCACUCAGAGUGUGAGUGUGUGCAGACUUGGAUGAAUAAGUAGUUAAUCCAGUAGAAGACUACAUGCGUGGAUAGAAAGAUCACCGAGUCAGAGGACGAAGGGUGAACACAGAUUCCCAAUCCCCCAACCCCCAGGCUUGGAGCCAGAAUUGUGUAAGCACAUACUUUUACGGAGGCUGGUUUCUUUCAUGUACACAUCGUUCACUGAUGAUGAUGAAUGAAGCGUCCAAGUGCCACCCUGAAGCAAUUUUCCACUUUUCUCUUGCCUUUUGUCAAAAUUUAUAGAAGAUCUGUACUUUAUUAUAUUAUUAUAGGAUCCCUGCUAUGGACUUACUCACUGCUUGUCUAUGACUGAAAGGCUGCCUGCAAAUAAGCAAAAGGUUCAAUAAAUCAGCAUUAAUUUCUGCAACAUUUGGCAACGUGAAAGCUAUUGAUGUCAUCAUUAUUUAUACUUGAGUAAUGCUUAAGCUCCAGUCUAAAUAUUGUGGCUUCUCAUCUAAUUUGAUUGUAGUCACAAUUCCACUUCUUGAUUUCAGUAUGAGAUGAUAUAAUGCUCAUCAAGAUUUUUAAUUUGUCUUUUCUCUCUGGCUCCAAGCCCUCAUCGAGAUGCUCCAAUAUCAUCUGAAUAUCAGAUUUAGACUGAUGCUCCUAAAUGCUGUCUUAAGUAUUUAGCUCAUGUGUGCCAUACUGUUAUUACUACUAUUGCAGCUAUGACUAUUAAUACUAAUAGUAGCUACUGUAUUUUGUGCACAAUUUUUACCUUCAUUGUAGAUGUACUGCAUUUAACAUGCUGACUGCUGUAGUUUGGUGACCGUUGCCUCCUUAUUCCCUUGACAGUAACAGCUACAUUAUUUUGAAGAACUGUUUGAUUAAGAAAACAUUUAUUACACUUUAGAUGUUAUAAUAGCACAUUUUUAAAAAUGUAAACACUGCCUCAUAAAUACAGCAGGUGGUAAAUGGAAAGAUGCCAUCUGCUGUUUCUCUUCAAUUGUCAGAGCAUUACGCUCACACAAAUUUAAACAAUGUCCUUUUUAUUAGAAACAAACUACAUAAAUUAUAAUCUGUAUAUUUUAGAUGUGUUUUGCCUAUCACAGAUGUAUUUUUUAAAAUCACUGGAAGCUUACAUUAUUGCACAAGAAAUAAAUGAAAAUUCUUAAAA
Messenger RNA from Thalassophryne amazonica, 1753 nucleotides. Its product is annotated as protein LBH. The transcript has 5 exons. The coding region runs from base 247 to 570 and encodes 107 amino acids. Lineage: Eukaryota; Metazoa; Chordata; Actinopteri; Batrachoidiformes; Batrachoididae. The record is from RefSeq and is a predicted model, not a curated record.